CUGCAAGAGAACUACAUGCAGGAGGCGGGGUCGAGGGCGAGGGAUCUACGCGGCUAGCAGUGGCGGAGGCGGCUGAAGCGGCAGCAUGAAGAGGACUCCGACCGCCGAGGAACGAGAGCGCGAAGCUAAGAAACUGAGGCUCCUUGAAGAGCUUGAAGACACUUGGCUCCCCUAUCUGACCCCCAAAGAUGACGAAUUCGAUCAGCAGUGGCAGCUGAAAUAUCCUAAGCUGAUUCUCCGAGAAGCCAGCAGCGUCCCCGAGGAGCUCCACAAGGAGGUUCAGGAAGCCUUUUUCGCACUGCACAAGCACGGCUGCUUAUUUCGGGACCUGGUUAGGAUCCAAGGCAAAGAUCUGCUCACUCCAGUGUCUCGCAUCCUCAUUGGUAACCCAGGCUGCACCUACAAGUACCUGAACACCAGGCUCUUCACGGUGCCCUGGCCAGUGAAGGGUUCUAAUGCCAAAUACAACGAGGCUGAAAUAGCUGCUGCUUGUCAGAGCUUCCUCAAGCUCAAUGACUACCUGCAGACAGAGACCAUCCAGGCUUUGGAAGAACUCGCUGCCAAAGACAAAGCUAAUAUCGAUGCCGUGCCAGUGUGCAUAGGGCCAGAUUUCCCCAGGCUUGGUAUGGGGUCAUCCUUUGAUGGACAAGAUGAAAUGGACAUUAAGAACAGAGCAGCAUACAACGUAACUUUGUUGAAUUUCAUGGAUCCUCAGAAAAUGCCAUACCUGAAAGAGGAGCCUUACUUUGGCAUGGGGAAAAUGGCGGUGAGCUGGCAUCACGAUGAAAAUCUGGUGGAAAGGUCAGCGGUGGCAGUGUACAGUUAUAGCUGUGAAGGCCCUGAAGAGGAAAGUGAGGAUGAUCCUCAACUCGAAGGCAGAGAUCCUGAUAUCUGGCAUGUUGGUUUUAAGAUCUCGUGGGACAUAGAGACGCCUGGUUUGGCAAUACCCCUUCACCAAGGAGACUGCUAUUUUAUGCUGGAUGAUCUCAAUGCCACCCACCAGCACUGUGUUUUGGCUGGUUUACCACCUCGGUUUAGUUCCACCCACCGAGUGGCAGAGUGCUCCACGGGAACCUUGGAUUAUAUCGUACAGCACUGCCAGUUGGCUCUGCAGAAUAUUCGUGAUGAGGCGGACAAUGGCGAUGUCUCUUUGAAAUCCUUGGAGCCUGCAGUUUUGAAACAAGGAGAAGAAAUCCACAAUGAGGUCGAGUUUGAGUGGCUGAGACAGUUUUGGUUUCAAGGCAAUCGAUACAAGAAGUGCACUGACUGGUGGUGUCAACCCAUGACUCAGCUGGAAGAACUGUGGAAGAAGAUGGAAGGCGUGACAAAUGCUGUGCUUCAUGAAGUUAGACGAGAGGGGGUCCCCGUGGAACAAAGGAAUGAGAUCUUGACUGCCAUCCUUGCGUCGCUCACUACACGCCAGAACCUGAGGAGGGAAUGGCAUGCCAGGUGCCAGUGCCGAAUUGCCCGAACUUUACCGGUGGAUCAGAAGCCGGAAUGCCGGCCAUACUGGGAAAAGGAUGAUCCUUCGAUGCCUCUGCCCUUUGAUCUCACAGACAUCAUUUCAGAACUCAGAGGUCUGCUUCUGGAAGCAAAACCCUAGAAGGAGCACAGGUCUUAGGUGGAGGAGGAAAGGAUAUUUUUGGCUUCUCAUCUCCAACCUGUCAUGGGCCAGGCAAGGGCACUAUGGGUAGACGUGGCCUUUAGACUGUAGAACCUGGGUCCCCGUUGGAAACAGCUGGGGAAUGGAGCCCAUAAUAUUCAAAUGUUUAAAAAUGACACAGUCUUAUAAUCUGAUUUGGUAUUAAACAAGAACCUCCCCCCAAAAACUAUUCCCCACUUGGAUUUUUAGUGUGAGCCAUCCAGCUCUCAAGGCCGAGGGAGGUGACAAGCAGGCCCAGCCUGAGGCAGAGCCCAGUCCCCUCCUCCUCCCCGAGCCAUUCAAGACGCUCAAGUGGAUGACUCGGAAGUCGUCUGGGGGCAGACAGAGCUGUGAGUCUCCUUUUCUCACCACGCCCUGUAGAGGCUGUGCUGUCCAAUGUGGUAGCUGCUAGCUGUGUGGCGUCUUAAAUUUAAAAUCAAUUUUAAUUGUGGUUAAAAAUUCACUUCCUCAGUUGGGCUACCCACGUUUCAAGCGCUUCAUAGCCGCGUGUGGCCAGUGACUACUGUACUGGACAGCACAGGCACAGAACACGUUCCUCAUGGUGGAAAGGCCUACUGGACAGCCCUUCUGUAAAAGGUCCGAGGGCGGGAGGUCGUCUUUUCCAGUCCUCUGUAGCUGCCAUCCCCAUGGGCGAGGUCAGUUGAGAGAGAAAUGACUGGGUGGAGAGCAGCCUUUUUCCCUUCUCUCAGACAGACCCGAGUCAAACGUGAGUUAUGAGUCCUGUGCUCUGCACACAGGAAAGGAGAGGUGUUGAAAAUUAAAGUUGACUCCUGUCCUUAGGAAGUCUCCCUGAUCUGAUGACGGAGACACCGCCCCAUUUACACUGCUCCGCGACUUUAGCCAGCACACCACGCUUUCUUCCGGAGUUCCCCCAUUCGUGUGUCAUGACAGGUGGAGUUGAAGAGGCCCAGUGCCCCGUCCUGGUGACACUGGAGCAGCCGAGAGACGACAGAGCAGAGAGGUUAAACCUGGGCUCUGGUUUGAGAGCGCCUGGAUCAAACUCCCACAAGCUUUGUGACCUCUGGCAUGUUACUCUGCCUCAGUUUCCUCUUCUGUGUAAUGGGAGACUAAAGGCACCAACUCACAAGGUGAAGAUUAAAUGAAAUAACCUAGCUACAGACUUAGAACUAAUUCUGACACGUAGUUAAACACCCAGUAAAUGUUAGUAGUAGUAUAUAUCGAUAAGCUGAGCUGACAUAGACGUCCCUCCCCUCCCCCAUCCUCGUGCCAGUGCUUUCAUGAUGCUCUUAACCCAUCCCUCCCCUUCGGGCCUGGCUCCUGCCCUUUGGCGACCUCAGAAAUCGUGAGCAUAGUUACCCUCCGCACCUGUGGCCUCCUUCUGUAGUAGUCUGCGGCAGUGUGAAAGCUGAAGAGCUCUUUGCGCGUUGAGAGGUGCACCGAGAACCAGACUCCUGCUGUCAGAAUCCACCUGGGUCAAGGCGUGCGUUCAUUCGCACCGAGUCAGCCACACAAAGGCCACACUGCGCACAGCAGCCAGGGUCUCAUCACCUCGAGACUCGAGUCCCUUAGACCUCGGAUGAAUUCCCUGCUGUCCUUCACCUCGACUUCCUCAUCAGAAGAGAUGAAGCACUGCCCCCAGGGCUGUUGUCGAGAGCACGUGCAAUCACGUAGGGGAGGGCCGGGUGGCAGGGGAAGGCACCCUCGAGGCCGGCUAGCCUGGUGUUUCCUUUAUCCCUCACAAUAUUCAUUAGGUGCCAAUAUUUAAAAAUUGGGAGAUGUCGUAUGAAAUAAACACGUGUGCAUUCCCUUCAGAAUUCAGAGCACCUGGCGGCCUGAGGCCUCCGUCCUGGCGUGGCAGCGAGCCAGGCAGGGUCUUCCCGCUCUGAGGUGAGGCAUGAAGCCCCCAUGGCCGUAUUAGCAGUUACUGUAAACCCAACCUGCUUCGCCCCUUCGUGUCAGCGCUCCCUCAACCUGCUUGCUUGCACCCCUGUAGUAGAAAUGAAUGGCCCUGUUUAGUCUUUCCCCAAGUGUAUGUGUAUUACUAGUGAGCUGCAUCUGUGCACUGCUUGUACUAAUGUGUCAUGUACAUCAUCAAACAGUCGUAAACAAUAAAAAUAUUAAAAGGGUGACAUAAGAAGCCAA
Messenger RNA from Equus quagga, 3766 nucleotides. RefSeq names its product FTO alpha-ketoglutarate dependent dioxygenase (gene FTO). Gene Ontology annotation, molecular function: broad specificity oxidative DNA demethylase activity; mRNA N6-methyladenosine dioxygenase activity; ferrous iron binding. The transcript has 9 exons. The coding region runs from base 86 to 1603 and encodes 505 amino acids. The record is from RefSeq and is a predicted model, not a curated record. Lineage: Eukaryota; Metazoa; Chordata; Mammalia; Perissodactyla; Equidae. Gene Ontology annotation, biological process: RNA repair; DNA alkylation repair; regulation of multicellular organism growth.